AUGUCGCGGUGGCGUUUGCCGGGGGACGGCGACAGCUCCUGGCUCAGCCCGGGAGGGGAUGCAAAGGGGGCCCCUUCUCUCUGCUCGAGCAUGAAGAGCACCCGCAGCAGCUCCUCCUUCCAGGGCACCGGUUCUGGCGGCGUGGAUCUGAGCCUGACGGGCCUCCCUGCGCCGGUCUCGCGGCGCCCCAGCAGCGCCUCUCCCGCCAAGCACAUGGCGCGCUCCGUCUCGGUCACCGCCGACGGCAAACCGAAGAGGAACGCUCUGGAAGAUGCGGGAUCCCGGGCAAUGAACAACCUCCGGAGGUCCAACAGCACCACCCAGGUUAACCAGCGGGUGAACGGCACGCGCAGCUCAGAGCAGACGGGAGACUUCCUGGCCCUCUUUGAGAGCAGUUCUGGGGGAAGAAAGAAAGUGGCGAGUCUGAGCAAAACCUCCCCGGAAAAGAAAACCACGUGGAACAUCUUGGACGAUCAGCCGCGAGCGUUCCCGGGUCCCUCCGGCUCCCGCGGCGUUGAGCCACCAGCGGGCAUGAGGAGGAAAGAAGCCACCGCGCUCCUGGCAGCCAACUUCACUGCCAACAACAGGAGCAACAAGGGCGCGAUGGGCAACUGUGUCACCACCAUGGUGCACAACAACUACUCCACCACUGAGAAGGGCCCUGCGCCCAAAAGCUCCAACCAGGCACCUAGCUCCCUCAACAACGUUGUCAAAGCGACCUCAAAUGAGGACGGCGAAAGCAGCAGCUUCGUGAAGUCUCAGAAGAAUUUCUCCAGCAACAACGUCAUGACCCGCAACAACAACAGCAGCCUGCCCCGGAGGAAGGAGGUGACCGAGGAGGAGGCAGAGAG
Messenger RNA from Fulmarus glacialis (Northern fulmar), 851 nucleotides. RefSeq names its product centrosomal protein of 131 kDa-like. Gene Ontology annotation, biological process: regulation of centrosome duplication; intraciliary transport involved in cilium assembly; cilium assembly. Gene Ontology annotation, cellular component: centriolar satellite. The record is from RefSeq and is a predicted model, not a curated record. The annotation marks the transcript as partial. The transcript has 7 exons. Lineage: Eukaryota; Metazoa; Chordata; Aves; Procellariiformes; Procellariidae.